Musa acuminata subsp. malaccensis (wild Malaysian banana) is the source of this 2003-nucleotide messenger RNA. RefSeq names its product acidic leucine-rich nuclear phosphoprotein 32-related protein 1. Gene Ontology annotation, molecular function: histone binding. Gene Ontology annotation, cellular component: nucleus. Lineage: Eukaryota; Viridiplantae; Streptophyta; Magnoliopsida; Zingiberales; Musaceae. The record is from RefSeq and is a predicted model, not a curated record.
AGAGAGAGAGGAGGAGGAAAAGAAUUGGGGACGAGAAGGAUUUUGUUCUUAGUAUUGGGGUUUUUCUUAGCCAAUUUCUCUUCCCUCUAAUCGAGGAUUUGGUUUCCCCCUUCCCAAUCUCUGCCUCUCCUUGUUGCUCGCUUAGGAUCCACGAGUGAGAUCAAAAUAGGUCAUUUGAUCGGGGGGAAUUGAUCUGUUUGUUGAUUGAUAGGGCCUUUUAUUUGAUUGGUUGGUGUGGUUUCUGGAUUUAUUGAUCGUUCUUGGAGUCUAGGGUUCCUGUUUUGUUUUUGUUUGUAUAGAUGGACGAGGCCUGGGAGAGGGCCGUGGAGGCGGCGCUCGGAGGUCAGGCGGACUCGUCGUCAUCAUCGUCGGCGCCGCCUCGGACCCUCACCCUUGACGGCUCCGUGAAGUGCCUCCACGGCCGUCUGCCGCCACCCGAGAUCCUGGAGCGGUACCAGUCGCUGGAGCACCUCUCGAUCGCUAACGUCGGAGUGUCGUCGCUGGAGAAGUUCCCGCGUCUUCGGAACUUGCAGCGGCUUAUACUCUCCGACAACCGCAUCGCCGGGGGGCUCGAGUUCUUGGUGGAGGCGGGUCUGGAUUCGCUGCGGGACCUCGAUCUAUCCAACAACCGGAUCCAGUUCCUGGAGGACCUGGCGCCUCUGGCUCACCUCCGGCUCGUAUCCUUAGAUCUGUAUGAAUGCCCUGUUACUAGGACCAAAGAUUAUCGAUCAAGGGUGUUCGGAAUGAUCAGGACUCUGAAAUAUCUAGACAAGAUGGAUGCCGAUGAGAAUGAGCGACCAGAGUCUGACGAGGAAGAGGAGGAGGAGGAAGAUGAUGAUGAGGAGGAUGAGGAGGAGGAUCCUGGCAGUGGCGAGGUUGAUGGUGAUGAUCAGGCUGGGAGGUUGGUGAACGGUGUUGGUAGUGGCGCUAGAGGAGGUGGGAUUGUCGAUGUCGACGAGGAAGAUGAGAGUGAUGCUGAAGAGGAGGACGCUGAAACGGUUAGGAGGGCCGAUUCCAAUGCAUCAUUACAGAGGUAUCAUCUAGCUAAUGGAUUUCGGGUGGCCCCAGUCGGUGUUUCUUCUUUAGACGGGGAAGAAGAUGAGGACGAAGAGGAGGAUGUCGAAGAUGAUGAUGACGAAGAGGAAGACAAUGAUGAAGAUCUGGGGGAGGAGAUUGAUGCAGAGGAUGGUGACGAGGAGGAUGUGGUUGAGGUGCAUGACGUUGGGGACAGCGAUGAGGAUAUUGAUGGGGUCGAAGAGGAUGGCGAGGAAGAGGUGGAUGAAGAGGAAGAGGAUGAUGAGGAUGGUAGCGGGGAAGAAGACCAGGAGGACGUCGAGGAUGAAGAGGAUGACGGUGUGCCUGGAAGCUCGGGGAGAUUGAUUAAUGCAGAAGGGGAGAUUGAUGGUCACGAGCAAGGCGAAGGGGAUGAGGAUGAGAAUGGAGAGAUUGGAGAGGAGGAUGAACAAGGAGUGGAUGACGAUAGAUUUUCUGAAGAGGGUGAUGGCGAGGAUGAUGACGAGGAUGAUGAUAUUGGCGGGGAAUAUCUGGUGCAGCCGAUUGCUCAACCUCCAACAGUAAGAAGAGAUUUUGAUGCUUGCAAUGAUGAAGAAGAAGACGAGGUUGACGACGAGGAAGAUGAUCCUCACAGGAACACUACCUUGCCACACCAGCCUUCCUCUUCUCAGCCUAACAAGAGGAAGAGAGAUGAAGAAGAUGACAUAGAUGAUCAGAAUCUGAGAUCCUCCAAGCAUCCUUGAUGAUUCACCAGCAGUUUGAAGGACAUGGUGGGUUUUUUUUCCUACAAGGCCUGUCUAGAUCUUAUUAGUUCAAAAAACUAGGAGGGAAGAGUUCUCCAGUAGGUUUCUUCCCUCUCUCUUCCCCACCCCCUCAUUUCAAAAGUUCGGUAGUAUCUUUGUCAGUACAUGUUUUCCCGUUUUGCCGUUGGAACCCUUCCUUUCAAAUGGCAGUUAUAUAUACCUAUGAGGCUUGAGUUUUUCCCUCCA